Gallus gallus (chicken) is the source of this 1771-nucleotide messenger RNA. It is a transcript of the gene LRRC14, whose product is annotated as leucine rich repeat containing 14. Gene Ontology annotation, molecular function: protein binding. Bases 61 to 1659 code for a protein of 532 amino acids. The record is from RefSeq and is a predicted model, not a curated record. The transcript is spliced from 3 exons. Gene Ontology annotation, cellular component: cytoplasm. Lineage: Eukaryota; Metazoa; Chordata; Aves; Galliformes; Phasianidae.
GGGGUGCCACAGCAAACCCAUUGAGGGGGUCCAUGUGGGGGUCUCAGGGUUGGGGCUGCCAUGGGGAACCCAUUCUGGGAGGAUCAGUGUGGGGGUCUCAGGGCUGGGGGUCGCCUGGAUCACCCGCUGUGCACUCAGAGCGCUGGGCUCCCCCUGUCUGUCCCCGUGACCACAUUUUGUCCCCUUCCCCACACCCACAGCCGCCCCCUACCCGCCCCAGAGACCCCCACCAUGACCCCCACCGUGACCCCCACCACCGCCUCCUCUCUCGUCUCACUCUGCGCCCGCCGCCUCGCCGCCCACCUCCCCACGGCCCGCCGCGCUCUGCCUCUCCUCCCUGCCGAGCUGUACCCCGUGCUGCUCCACGCCGCCCUCCUGGACCGCCGCGUUCCCCUCCUGAGGGACGUGGUGAGGUCCUGGCCCUUCCCCGUCCUCUCCCUACGCCGCGACCCCCACCGCCACCCCGACAAACUCUGCGUGCAGGCGGUCCUCCUCGCCGUCACCGCGGGGCUGCGGUCCGGCACCGGCCCGCGGCCGUGCCUGCGAGUGCUGGACAUGACGGGCAUCCAGGACGGUGCCGAACACGGUCCGGACGGUGUCACCCUGUGGUCGGGGACGGUGCUGCUGGCCAAGGCCUGCCUGGAAGCCUCGCAGCGCCGAACUGAACCGCGCGGUGCCAAACGGCGGAAGGGCUCCCCAGUGCCACCGGUGGAAAUCCGCGUCGACCUCUUUGUCAACAGCACCUCCGGGGCCAUCCUGAAGGCGGCCCUACGCAGCGGAGGGGCCGUACGCCUGCGCUGCCGGGACUUCCACGCCGAGGAGCUGUCGCUGGGCGGCACCGUGGAUCUGUUGGAGGCGUUGGAGCCGGUCGGCUUGCGACGCGUCGAGCUGCGCUUCAACAACUUGGGGCUGGAAGGGCUGUGCCAGGUGGUGCCGAGGCUCGCUCGGUUCCCGGACCUGGCCAGCGUGAGGCUGCCCUACAGCAACGUGGACGUGCGGAGGCCGGGGACGGAGGAUGGGCUGCGGGAGCUGGCGGAAGCGUUGGGUUGGCUGCGUGGGCUGCGGGAGCUCAACCUGGGCUCGUGCCGGCUGGCGGGGCGGCUGCGAUUGCUGCUGGGGUCCCUGCAACGCCCGCUGGAGAGCCUGGAGCUGCCCUUCUGCCACCUCCAACCCUGCGACCUCACCUUCCUGGCCCACAGCCCUCACGCCUCGGCCCUGAAGAAGCUCGACCUGAGCGGCAACGACCUCUCCUCCUCCCUCCUCCCCGCCUUCCUCCAUCUCCUCCCCGCCGUCUCCUCCUCCCUCCGCCACCUGGACAUGGCCGAGUGCCACCUUGGGGACGCCCACCUCCCCAUCCUGCUGCCACCUCUGCGGCGCUGCGCCCUCCUCUCCUACCUCGGCCUCUUUGGCAACGCGUUGUCCUCAAAGGGGCUGAAAGUGCUGCUGGAGGGGACCCUCCCCCUGACCUCCCUGCGCCUCGUCGUCCACCCCUACCCCAUAGACUGCCAUGGUGACGACGGUGACGGUGACGUCCCCGAGGGCCGCGUGGCUGCGGUGCGGGAUGAGCUGCGUGGGAUGCUGCGCAGUGCUGGCAGGGAUGAGGAGAUGUGGACCAGCAGCCUCCAUCACCACGGUGGAUUCGACUUCUUUGUGCUGUGAGCGGGGACAGCUGGCAGGUGGGGGGACAAAGGGACAGCAGGAGGAGUGGUGACAAAGUGACGAUGGGCGUCCAACACACCUCUUUCGGUAUAAAGGUCUGUUUGAUACCUGG